UGUCUUCAAACGGCCCAAACCCUAGUAACUCUCUCGGACACGCCGGACCGUUCUCUAGAGUAUAGGAGAUCCACUCCUCACUUUAGCAGAGAAGUUGCUACUGUCGUUUUUCUGCAACUCUUCAUCACUUCUCGACACAUCGUGUUCCGCUCACGCUUCGCUUCUUCCUUCGAUCUUCGCUUCGGCAUUUCGGACUUGCUCGUUUAGGUUUUCCGUUUGCAGAGUUUGUUAGAUCGCAAAUAUGCAUGCGCCAGUACUUGUUCUCAAGGAUUCGCUGAAACGUGAAUCUGGAAGCAAGGUACAGCAUACUAAUAUCCAGGCUUCAAAGGCUGUGGCUGAUAUAAUUCGUACAACCUUGGGUCCACGAUCUAUGUUGAAGAUGCUCCUUGAUGCUGCUGGAGGGAUUGUCGUUACUAAUGAUGGGAAUGCUAUUUUACGUGAGCUAGAUCUUGCACACCCGGCUGCAAAGUCAAUGAUUGAAUUAAGUCGCACACAAGAUGAAGAAGUUGGAGAUGGAACAACAUCUGUCAUUGUUUUAGCGGGUGAAAUGCUUCAUGUUGCGGAAGCCUUCCUUGACAAGAACUAUCAUUCCACUGUCAUUUGUCGAGCCUACAACAAAGCUCUGGAGGAUGCUAUUGCUGUGCUCGACAGAAUUGCAAUGUCUAUUGAUGUAAACGAUCGGGCAACAAUGUUGAGUCUGGUGAAGAGCUGUAUUGGCACAAAGUUCACAAGUCAAUUUGGUGAUUUGAUUGCCGAUUUAGCAAUUGAUGCCACCACGACGGUUGGUGUUGACCUUGGCCAGGGAAUGCGAGAAGUGGAUAUUAAAAAGUACAUCAAGGUUGAGAAGGUUCCUGGUGGCCAGUUGGAAGAUUCAAGAGUUCUCAAAGGGGUUAUGUUUAACAAAGACGUAGUUGCCCCUGGAAAAAUGAGGAGAAAGAUUGUCAACCCACGUAUCAUUCUUCUUGAUUGCCCCCUUGAGUACAAGAAAGGUGAGAACCAAACAAAUGCGGAAUUGGUUAAAGAGGAAGAUUGGGGAGUCCUUUUGAAAAUGGAAGAAGAAUACAUUGAGAACCUCUGUAUGCAGAUCUUGAAAUUCAAACCGGAUUUGGUAAUUACAGAAAAGGGUCUUAGUGAUCUGGCUUGCCAUUAUCUGAGCAAGGCAGGUGUCAGUGCAAUAAGGAGGUUGAGGAAGACGGACAAUAACAGAAUUGCCAAAGCAUGUGGCGCCGUUAUCGUGAACAGACCAGAAGAACUGCAGGAGUCCGAUGUUGGUACUGGGGCUGGGCUGUUUGAGGUUAAGAAAAUUGGGGAUGAAUUUUUUGCUUUUAUUGUUGAUUGCAAAGAUCCAAAAGCUUGUACCAUACUUUUAAGAGGAGCCAGUAAGGAUCUCCUAAAUGAAGUAGAGAGAAACUUGCAGGAUGCUAUGUCUGUAGCUAGGAACAUACUUAAGAAUCCAAAACUACUUCCGGGAGGUGGUGGUACAGAGUUAACUGUAUCUGCUACUUUGAAGCAAAAGAGUUCAUCUAUCGAAGGCAUAGAAAAGUGGCCUUAUGAAGCUGCGGCAAUAGCUUUUGAGGCUAUACCACGAACUUUGGCACAAAAUUGUGGUGUUAAUGUGAUCCGAACUAUGACUGCCCUACAAGGACAGCAUGCUAAUGGUGAAAACGCUUGGAUUGGCAUUGAUGGAAAUACUGGAUUGAUCGCUGACAUGCAAGAGCGGAAGAUAUGGGAUUCCUAUAAUGUGAAGGCACAAACCUUCAAGACAGCGAUAGAAGCUGCUUGCAUGAUUCUCAGGAUUGAUGACAUUGUUAGUGGGAUCAAGAAGAAGCAGGCCCCUGGAGCGGGCCAAGCACCAAAGCCGAAGGUUGAAACAGAGGCAGAUGCUGAUGGCGAGCAAAUACUUCCCGACUGAGGAUACCAUUGCACUCGGACUGACUCGGCAUUCAGAUAACUGCCAGAAAGGUUUUGUUUGCAUUGUUGGCUUGUUCAUGUGUUUUGUUGGGCUUUUAAUUGCGCACACUUCAGAUUUUGGGAUCUUGGCCAGUUCAGAGUUUUGUUGGUUGCUUAGAACCACCUUUCUAUAAUGGUUGCAGUUGUAUACUAUCCGUAACUUUGUGCAGUUGGGAUGUUUGAAAGCUCUGUUAGUUCAUCAACUCUGAGGAAGAAAUGGCAGUUUCUGUUCUCAGCAGUAGAGGCAUCCGCAUCUCCACACUAACUGCCGUUUCAUUUGAAUUUCUAAUUUUUACAGUUAAUCUAGUAAUAUUCUCACUUGCA
Molecule: messenger RNA, 2274 nt
Organism: Tripterygium wilfordii
Lineage: Eukaryota; Viridiplantae; Streptophyta; Magnoliopsida; Celastrales; Celastraceae
Product: T-complex protein 1 subunit gamma
Exons: 13
Coding region: 242-1912 (556 amino acids)
Biological process (GO): protein folding
Cellular component (GO): chaperonin-containing T-complex
Molecular function (GO): ATP hydrolysis activity; ATP-dependent protein folding chaperone; ATP binding
Source: RefSeq, a predicted model, not a curated record